CUUAAGACUUCGUUAUAUCCGGAACCCCCUCCCUACUACUGUUUUUCAGGUGCUCUUUGCCCCAUGAAGAGUGGGCAGGACUGAGGCUCGCUCUUCAAAGUCCUCUCACCCAAUGACACCUCCAGUCGCCAAAUUCCUAAGGUUCAGACUCCAGAGUGUGAGAUUGCAAUUGAGUUUCAUCAGGUUGUGGAGUAAUGGACACUUGCUACUAAUCUUAGGACUGUUCUUUCAAAAAUGUGUACCAUGGUAUUUUGUUUUGUGCUGUCUGCACGUGCUUAGCCUACAUGUAAGUCUCAUGUUCAACGGACUUCAUGACCCUUUACCUGGAUUCCAUACAUGUGUAAAAAUAACCGAGUGACGUCAUGGUUAGUCCUUUCUACACUGUGCUCAUGUUGGCCCUCGAGGCAAACAUUGUCUACUCAUCUGGACCUUACACGUUCCCCCAACUGUUUCAUAAUCUAGCAUUUCCCAUCAAAGAUGGACUUUUUUUCUUCCAUUGAACCUUAAUAACAAGGAUAAUUGUCCAUCUUUCUUAUUACAGAAACCUGAAACUGUUUAAGACGUACUUGUCCACUUGACCAAACUAGACCCUCAAUUGAGGAAUUGCGUCCUUCACAUUGGCCUACAAGACACUGAUGAUUGAUGUGGGAGGGAGGGCCCAGGCCACUGGGGUCAAAUCCCCCCCCCCAGGCAGAUUGUCCUGGGUUUUAUAAGAAACCUGGCUGGGGGGUGGAGCAUUAGCUCAGUGAUUAAGAGCACCAGCUGUUCUUCCAAAGGAUCUGGGUUCGAUUCCCACACCCAUAUGGUAACUCCAGAGGAUCUGAGACAUACACAAGCAGACAAAACAUCCAUACACAUAAAACAAAAUAAAAUUUUAAAAAAGAAAGAAAGGAAAUUGGCUGAAUAUGAGCAGAAGGAAAGCAAGGCAGAGUUCCUCAGAGAUUCCUGCUGGGGGGGGGGGGGGCCCUGACUUGCGGCAAGACGAACUAUAAUCCGGAAGUAAACACCGAAUAAACAUUUUCCUCCUCUAGUUGAUUUUGCUCAGAGAUUUAUCACGGUUAUAGGUUAUAGAAAAAGAGCCCAGGAAAACUGCUCAAGCACUUUCCUGGGCAACGUUCUUUACCUAGUUUCAAACGAUCUCACACUGUGCUGGUCAGGAGUCACGGAACUCUGUCUAACCUGCCUGGCAAUUUGGAAAAUGCCAGGAGUGACUUACCCAGGUGUUCUGUGGUUGGCUGGUUCUCAGCAGAAUGUAAGAGCCCCUGGAGUGGGGGUCAGGGAGAGGGGCAUAUGAAGCUUUAAAGACUUAAGAGGGUUUGUUUUUGGUGUUUUGGUUUAUUUUGCAAUGAGUAACUAGGAAAUCCGGUGAGCUGCCAACCAACAACUCUGAAACAGUUUCUCAAAGCUCAGUUCACGAAGGAGAUUUGACAGUAGUUGAAGAUACCCCAACUAAGCCCACUGCUUCUGUGAAUGGGUUCUAAAGAUUUGUUGCCAGGAGACCACUAUAAGCAGCUAAGCAGCUUUGGAACCUAAGGAACCAAGGAAGGUUUACGACACAGAACCUCGCUUCUCUUUAAGACUGUGGGACACUAUGCCACUUGGGAGGAGAGACCCCGGACCCACGGAUCAGACGAAACCACUCGUACGGAUGCAAACAGCAAGAGGUUUUAUUCGAAUACACAGGCCCUGCUUGUGAACCAGCUGUGUGGACAGGAGAAUCUGAAGCAAAACAUGACCAAGCCCAGAAAGAAAAUGGCUCCCUCCACUCGGUGCCUUGAGCCGCAGCUCCCUCGGCUGGGAUGGGGCAUGACCUUCCUCUACCGGAAACCCACAGACCAGUUGGCGUGUACCUCCAUCUCCAGAGUGCCGCCUGUCUUACGCUUGAGCCCACGGCACUGCGAGCAUAUCAAGGACCAGUAUGUGAAAAAGGCAGCUGCCGACCUUUCCUUCUCUCAGGACGUUUGUUGGCAGCGGGGACUGCCCAGCAUGCCUUUCAAUCAGUACAGUUUUGAGCACGUCUACAACACGGAUGACAUCAUUCCACCUCUACAGGCCAAGAAGACCCACACUGAGAAACCUGCCUACACCAGGGCUCCGCAUGCCUUGGAGCUCUUGGCAGGAGACAUCACCCAUUUUGGGAAGACACAAAGCCCUGUGGGUUCUAAAAAGAUACCGAAAAAACCAAAGCCCAAAGGCCUGGACCAGAAAGCAUCUCCCCCACGCAGUCGCUAUUCCCGCUCGAAGCCAGAUAUGCUGGACCUGUCACCCUCUCCAGAUGAGAGUCUGGAGGAAAGGGAAACCUGGCUUCCACCUGGGGAGAAGGAAGCCAGAGCCUGGGAAGCCAUCGUGCUGGAGAAGCUGGACAAGCGCACAGCGCGAUGGAUCCAGAACAAGCGUCCACCGAGGCCUGGGCAGUCGCCCAACAAAUGGCAGAGCUUUUUGCGCCAGCAAUACGACUGGAGCCAUAUUCGGGAUGAGCUCACUUCAGCGAGUGACCUGGAGCUCCUCAAAAAGCUGGAGGCAGAAGAAACAGCGGAAUUUGAGGGUGAAAGUGUGACCCUUCCCCCCAAGGAAAUAAAGGAACCUGAGCUUCUGCUUCCUGUCUUCUACAGAUUACCUGGUUACUCCCCACAAGUACAGACAGUUGAAAUCCUGCCCGGCAACAACAUGACAGCCGAGGGUAUCAAAGAAGAGAGAAGCAACUUCCAGCCUCCAAUUCAGAACCGCUUCCGGCAGGUGAACCCCAAAGCUGGAGAGUUUGCUUACUCUACAGACAACACUUUUGAGCAAGAGAUUUACUUUGACGGAGUUAAGAUUGUUCACCAGAUUGGUGGAAGGAAUGACCAAAUUGUCUUGGAAAACCUCAAUCGGUAUGACAAGCACCUAACUAAGAUCUUUCCGGAAACCCCCGAAAAGUGGAGCUUCCAACCUGUCCCUGAAACACCUUAUAAACUCAGGAAAGGAGCCCAGCGUUGGAUUGCUUUGCCCACCCGGGUCAAGGGCCUUCUGCUGAAGGUGGGUGAGAAGGACACGCCUGUCAAAACUAGGAGAGUAAAGAAGCAGGUCGAACCCCUCAAGGAGGAUGUGACUUGGGAGCUGGCAGCACUGCGGAGGAUGCUGCAGGAGUGGAAGACUGCCUGGGCACUCAUUAUUGAAUGGCAUCAUGAGACAGUGGAAAACCUAUUGCGGGGCAUAGUAAACAUGUAUGAUGACUUGAGGAUCCAGGCCAUCGUCACAUGUGCUACUGCUGCUUUGGAAAGGCCCCGGAUUGCCCCUGACGAGCAGGACUCAGAACCAAUCGUUCCAGAUUUGCCAGAGGUCCUCCUGCCUGCUCUAGAGGCCGCUCUGUCUGACAAGAAUCCCAAUGUGAGGAUGGCAGCAGCAAUAUGCCAAUAUGCCAUACAGUCACAUAAUCCCACUGCCCGGGACAUCAUGCAGACUGCCCUUGUGAAGGGUAAUAGUGUGGACAGCUGGGCUGCAGCUCAGUGCUUGGCUCUGGAAGGCAUUGCUACGUACCCAGUGAUUAAAAGGAUCCUCUACCAACUCUUUAAUAAGAAGAAUGAAGCUACUGAGGAACAGUCCUAUAUUCUCCUGAGCCAUCUCAGUGGAAAGACGACCCUGAUCCACACAAUGCUCGCUGUGGAGCUGAACAGCAGGCAAUGGAAGGACCGCAUCAUGGCCUGCCGCGCUUUCUCCCGGAUCAGUGGAAAUAUCUGCAUAGAUAUGAAACAUAAGCUUAUCCAGCUGAUGUGGAACGACUGGAACAAGGAAGUAAGGCAAGCGGCUGCCAAAGCACUGGGGCAAAUGAACCUUGGGAAAGAGGUGCAUGACAUGAUCAGGAUUAAGCUGAGUCAAGGAAAUUCCCAGGAACGGAUUGAGGCCCUCUCCCUGAUCCGUGUGCUCAAGCUCAUGACAGCCAAGCUUCUCCCAAGCUUCCUGAGCUGCUUCUCUGAUGAGUUCAUAGCAAUUCGGCAGGCAGCUUGUUUGGCGGCAGGUGCCCUGCAGAUCUGUGACAAGAUGGUGCUUGCAUGCCUCCUGAAUCUGAUGCACAGAGACCCCUACUGGAAAAUCAAGGCUUUCGCCAUUCGAGCUCUGGGACAGAUUGGGCAAGUGAGUCCCCAGCUGACAGAUCUUCUGCUCUGGGCUAUCCACUAUGAAGAAUCACCAGGUGUACGACUGGAAGCGUGCCGCAGCAUCCUAGCCCUCAAGCUUCAAGGAAACCAGGUCAGGGACACCUUUCAGGACGUGCUACUCCUGGAGGACCACGAGGCGGUUCUAAAGGAAAUUUACCAGGCAAUGAUGGCACUCAACUUUGAAAUGGAAGGAAAUCAAGAUAUGCUUCAGGAGAUCAAGAACAAGAUUGAAACACUAAAUCAAAAGGACUUGCUGACGGAGAAAAUAUUCAAGAUGGAAAUGGCCAUAAAAAAUGUGAAGGAAAAAGCAAGACGUAUUUACUCAGAACCCAAGGAGGGCCAAAAACCACUGGAAUUCCAAACUUUUCUUCUAGAUGUUUUUCAGAAUGAAGAGGUUCCUCCUAGGAAAGGGUCUGAGAUUUGCGACAUUGAAGCAGCCAUAAAGAAUGUGCUGCCCCGUGUGCCGAGUCCCUGGCUAAAGAGUCCUGCUGUACAACUCCCCACACACAAAAGUCGCUCGCCAUUUUUCAGAGAUCUGCGGACUGCCCGAGAAAAAAGAAUCGAAGAAGGGCCCUUCGGAGCUGACCCAGAUCUUUCUAGCUGGGCAAAUUACUGAGAAGAUUGUCUUUCAGCACCAGUGGGGGGGGGGGGGGCUAAAACUGAUCCUAUCUGGGCUGAAUGCUUCUCUUGCUCUUAGAGUGUGGGCAGGCCACACUCUGUCUCUUCCAUUGGUACAAUGUCCUCACUGUGUUCGCAAAGUUAAACUAUUUAUCAAUCAGCUUUACUAUUAUUGUUAUUAUUAUCGUCAUCAUCUUAGAUAAGGUCUCUCUACUUAGCCCUGGAUGUCCUGGAACUCACUAUGUAGACCAGGCUGGCUUCAAACUCACGGAGAUCCACCUACCUCUGCCUCCCAAGUGCUGGGAUUAAAGGCGUGAGUCACCAUACCCAAUUUAUUAUUUUUGAGACCCGGUCUUGCUAUGUGGUCCAACCUGGACUGGAAUUUACUAUAUAGGUCAGCCCGAAUGUGAACUUGCAAUCCUCAUGCCUCAGCCUCCAGAAUAUGGCACUACAGAAAUGUGCUACCAUGUUCGAUUACUCUAGUUCCUUUUUCAGUGGGGGAGAGGGGAAGUUACUAGAGAUUGAAUAUGGGCCCUCAUAUGUUAGAAGGCAGUUCUCUACCACUAAGCUAACCUAGCCCUGCUUUUACUCUAUGUGUGAUGGUGUGUAAAAGGGGAUUUUAACUGUUGGGGACUAUUAUUUUAAGGUGUAUGACUUUUGUUUAUGCUGCAUUUGUUUAACCCUGUAAAGCCUGUGUUACUGUGCCUGU
Molecule: messenger RNA, 5460 nt
Organism: Myodes glareolus (Bank vole)
Lineage: Eukaryota; Metazoa; Chordata; Mammalia; Rodentia; Cricetidae
Source: RefSeq, a predicted model, not a curated record